This is a messenger RNA of Scaptodrosophila lebanonensis, 1806 nucleotides long. RefSeq names its product transmembrane protease serine 9. The coding region runs from base 9 to 1724 and encodes 571 amino acids. Lineage: Eukaryota; Metazoa; Arthropoda; Insecta; Diptera; Drosophilidae. Gene Ontology annotation, molecular function: serine-type endopeptidase activity. The record is from RefSeq and is a predicted model, not a curated record. The transcript has 2 exons. Gene Ontology annotation, biological process: proteolysis.
AAUCAAAUAUGAAGGUACUAGUCGUUGCUCUAUUGGCCCUCUUGGCUGUUGGCGCCAAUGGUGGCAAGCUGUCGGACAAAUUGGCAAAAAUCGUUCCCAGCUUUGCGACCGGCUACGUCAUCAAUGGCACGGAAGCCGAUCCCCACACCGCACCCUACAUCGUGUCGCUGGGUACCAAGUUCGAGAAGCACUCGCACAUUUGCGGUGGCACCAUCAUUGCUAAGAACUGGGUCCUGACUGCUGCUCACUGCAUUUCUAACCCCGUCGGUAUGAGCGUCAUUGCUGGUCUUCAUGUUCGCGCCGAGGUUGAUGAGAAAACUCAGCACCGCGAAGUUGACUUCGGUCGCGUCCAUGAGCUGUACAGUGGCGGCGUCGGCCCUUACGAUAUUGCCCUGCUGCAUGUCUCCGAGUCCUUCGACUUCGACCAGUACGUUCAACCUGCCAACCUGCCCGCCCGUGAACAGAUCCCUAGUGGUGAGACACACCUGUACGGUUGGGGUCAGCCCAAGUCCUACGUUCUGACAGCUGCCAAGACCCUGCAGACCGUGACCACCCAGGUGGUUGAAUGGAACACCUGCAAAGAGACUUUGCCCGAAGAUGCCCCUCUCGCUGAGACCAAUGUUUGCUCUGACUCCCUUCAACAGAGCAUUUCUGCCUGCAACGGUGACUCUGGUGGCCCACUGGUUAUCGAGCGUGAAGGCGUUUCCUCCGAACUGAUCGGCGUUGUCUCCUGGGGCUACAUUCCCUGCGGAUUGGCUAACCUGCCCUCGGUCUACACCCGUGUCUCCGCAUACGUCGACUGGAUCGCCAAGGUCCAGAAUGCCUACUACACUCUGUUCUGGGCGCUGCCUAUAAAACCCUCUGAUCGGAACGGGUCUCGGCACAACUGUGAAAACAUCAACAUGCAACCAUUCGUAAUCCUGCUCGCGCUUCUGGUCGCCGGAGCCAGCGCCAAUAUUAUUGGCAAGCCCGGCUUCCCCGAGGGUCGUAUCAUCAACGGAAUUGAGGCGACUGCCGGAGAGGCACCUUUCAUUGUCUCGCUGCAGUCAACCGCAGGAUCGCAUUUCUGCGCCGGCUCCCUUAUCGAUGAAUCGACGGUGCUGACUGCUGCCCAUUGCUUGGCCAGUUACAGUACCUUCCUGGUGGUCGCUGGUGCCCAUAGCCGCACUGACAAGACGACUACUCAGAUUCGUACAGCCAGCAACAAGCGCCAAGUGGUACAUGAGCUCUAUGACGGUGGUGUGGGUCCCAAUGAUAUCGGUCUCGUCUUCUUGGAUGAGCCUUUCAACCUAAAUGCUCUUGCUCGCGAUGGAAGUGCUCCCGUGGCCGCCAUUAAUCUGCCCUCGGGCUUGUUCGAAUCUAACUCCGAUGGCAUACUCUAUGGCUGGGGACGUGACAACUCUGGCGCUUUGCCCGACAAGUUGCAGAAGCUGGAUGCGGACAUCAUUGGCUACCAGGAUUGCCGCGCUGCUUUGCCCUCCAGCGCCAAAUUGGCCGAUAGCAACAUUUGCACUUACACCGCUGGCACCACCGAUGGCGCCUGCAAUGGAGACAGUGGCGGCCCAUUGGUGGUCCAGAACAGGGAUGGCAGCAUCGAGCAGGUCGGCAUUGUAUCGUGGGGUUACACGCCAUGCGCCAGCACUAGAUACCCAUCAGUUUUCACUUCCGUUGGAUCGCAUCUGCCUUGGAUCCUUGCUAACACGGCCAACUUCAAAAAAGCUUAAUUUAUAAGCAAAUCUAUGUACUAUACCUAACGAUUUGUAAAUGAGCGAGCAUUUUAAAUAAAAUUUGUAAUUGCAAUACUUA